Cavia porcellus (domestic guinea pig) is the source of this 5766-nucleotide messenger RNA. It is a transcript of the gene Nectin1, whose product is annotated as nectin cell adhesion molecule 1. The coding region runs from base 660 to 2207 and encodes 515 amino acids. Gene Ontology annotation, cellular component: adherens junction. The transcript is spliced from 6 exons. Gene Ontology annotation, biological process: protein localization to cell junction; homophilic cell-cell adhesion; heterophilic cell-cell adhesion. NCBI's taxonomy places the organism in Eukaryota, Metazoa, Chordata, Mammalia, Rodentia, Caviidae. The record is from RefSeq and is a predicted model, not a curated record.
GGGACGAGCGCGGCUCGCCUCGGCGCCCAGGCAGCUCCACAUUGUUGCGGAUCGCCUGCACCCGGCGGAGCGGCGGCAGCCAGCGGGGACGCGCGGCGCACCCGGCGGCUCCUCCAGGCGCCCGGACGCACAGCCCGAGCCGCGCCCGCAGCCGCCACCGAGCCGCACCGCCCGGGCCCCGACCCUCCGCGCCGCCCGGGCUCGUCCCGCCGCCCUCGGAGGACGGCCGGCCAUGGACGCCUGCAAGUUGGAGCCGAGAGGGCGGGUGUGAGCGCGCCGGGGGCCGGGAGCCCGCGCCGCGCAGCCGGGCAGCCGGGCGCGCCGGGGGUGGGUCCCUCUUCUCCCCAGCCCGGCUCUGCGUGGAAGAAGAGGGCGGGGACCGGCGCGGGGAGGAGAACCGAGGUGGCGAAGGGGGCAUGACUCGUGCAACUUGCGGCGGGCAUCUGCCGAGCUUCUGAGCCGGCUGCACCCCGGGCCCGGAUCGCGGCCGCGCGCGCGGAACCCACCCAGCCCAACCCGUUUCGGCCGACGGCUGCGGUUGACCUGGAUCCUCCGAGUGCCUGCGGGCCGCCAGCGAUCCGCCCUCGUCUUCCGGGCUGGUUUUUGGAGCGCGGGGAGCGCCCUGCUCGCCGCCCCUCUCACCGGACCCCCGGACCCCGAUGGCUCGGAUGGAGCUCGCGGGCGCCGCUGGACGCUGGUGGGGACUCUCUCUCUGCUUGACCGCCGUCUUCUUCCCAGGUGCCCGCACACAGGUGGUACAGGUGAACGACUCCAUGUACGGCUUCAUCGGCACAGACGUGGUGCUACACUGCAGCUUUGCCAACCCAGUGCCCAGUGUGAAGAUCACACAGGUCACAUGGCAGAAGUCCACCAACGGCUCCAAGCAGAACGUGGCCAUCUACAACCCGGCCAUGGGCGUCUCCGUGCUGGCUCCCUACCGCGAGCGCGUGCAGUUCCUGCGGCCAUCCUUCACUGAUGGCACCAUCCGCCUCUCCCGCCUGGAGCUGGAAGAUGAGGGCGUUUACAUCUGCGAGUUUGCUACCUUCCCUACAGGCAACCGGGAGAGCCAGCUCAAUCUCACUGUGAUGGCCAAACCCACCAAUUGGAUAGAAGGUACCCAGGCUGUGCUUCAGGCCAAGAAGGGACAGGAUGACAAGGUCCUGGUGGCCACCUGCACGUCAGCCAACGGGAAGCCUCCCAGUGUGGUGUCCUGGGAAACGAGGUUAAAAGGUGAAGCUGAGUACCAGGAGAUCCGGAACCCCAAUGGCACAGUGACAGUCAUCAGCCGUUACCGUCUGGUGCCCAGCCGGGAAGCCCACCAGCAGUCCCUUGCCUGCAUUGUCAACUACCACAUGGACCGCUUCAAGGACAGCCUCACCCUCAACGUGCAGUAUGAGCCCGAGGUGACCAUCGAGGGCUUUGAUGGCAACUGGUACCUGCAGCGGAUGGAUGUGAAGCUCACAUGCAAAGCAGACGCGAACCCUCCAGCCACCGAGUACCACUGGACUACGCUGAAUGGUUCUCUCCCCAAGGGCGUGGAGCCCCAGAACAGAACCCUCUUCUUCAGGGGGCCUAUCACCUACAGCCUGGCAGGGACCUAUGUGUGUGAGGCCACCAACCCCAUUGGCACCCGCUCAGGCCAGGUGGAAGUCAACAUCACAGAGUUCCCCUACACCCCGUCUCCUCCCGAACACGGGCGGCGCGCUGGGCCGGUGCCCACGGCCAUCAUUGGGGGCGUGGCGGGGAGCGUCCUGCUGGUCCUGAUCGUGGUAGGCGCCAUCGUGGUGGCCCUGCGCCGGCGCCGGCACACCUUCAAGGGCGACUACAGCACCAAGAAGCACGUGUACGGCAACGGCUACAGCAAGGCUGGCAUCCCUCAGCACCACCCGCCCAUGGCGCAGAACCUGCAGUACCCCGAUGACUCGGACGACGAGAAGAAGGCCGGCCCGCUGGGCGGGAGCAGCUAUGAGGAGGAGGAGGAGGAAGACGGUGGGGGGGACCGCAAGGUGGGCGCCCCCCACCCCAAAUACGAUGAGGACGCCAAGCGGCCGCCCUACUUCACAGUGGAUGAGGCCGAGGCCCGUCAGGACGGCUACGGAGACCGGACUCUGGGCUACCAGUACGACCCCGAGCAGCUGGACUUGGCUGAGAACAUGGUUUCUCAGAACGACGGGUCUUUCAUUUCUAAGAAGGAGUGGUACGUGUAGCCCCACUCUGGGGCCUCUGUCUGUGCCCACAUCUCCCUGCCCCUACCCGCACGACCCCUUCCUGCCCCACUGCCGGCUCCUCCAGAAGCUGGACAGAGACUCACCCCCUGCCCAAAGCCAGCCCUGAACCCCCGGAAGCCAGGCGAGCACAGGGCAGCCCCGAUUUGACUGUUUUUAUUUCCUCCCUGCCCGGCCCUGCCCUAUGGUGUUGUGUUCCACUGUGGCUUUGGUGUCGCUGUACCUUUCUCCACUGACCCCACCCGCUGCCCUCUGUGUAGGGAGCCCUGUUCUUGUCUUGUGUACCUGGGGCGUCCCUCCAGGGUUUGGGGAGCCAGCCCUCCCCGGCCCCCCAACACUGGAAUUUGUUUGUGUUCCCUUUGUUGGGGGUGGAGCGCUAAGGGGCUCCGAGAAGAGCCUCCCACUCCCGCCACCCAAUGCUGCUCCUCUUCCCAAGGAGAGGGAACCCAGCACCCCCACUAUAAGCUGAAGCAGCUGGGGUUGGGGCCUCAGUCUAGACAGCUGGUGCAACUGAGAGGUAGGGGGUGAGGUGACUUCUCCAGGGCACCCAGGGGAGACUGGUUUGUGAGUGAUUCUGUUGAGGUCCCCACCUGGAGCCUGGGCAGUGUGCUUUCCUGGCGAAGGUGGUUUUGGAUUUUUCUCCUCAUUGGUUUACAGAGUCAACUGACCCAGCCCUGGUGCCUCCCUCCCCUUUCCCCAGUCUGCUGCCCACAUAGGGGAGGACCCCAGGUGGACUGCCCACACUUCCCCUAUGCCUCUGCCCACGCGUGUACACAUGUACAGGCACACACGCCUUUCGGCUGACACCUGCUCUCCUCCAGAGAUCACACACCCUGACCAGGCUGGACUCUGCCCAAGGCCUGUCCCUCUCUGUUCCACCUCUGUCCCCCUUCCCACCUAAGGAUGGGAGCAGCCUGUGGAAACUUCCAGGGACAGUAGGAUGGAGUCUCCUUGAUGCCACUACUCUAGGGUUUCAGGCAGGCCUGACCUGUCCUUACAGCGUGGAAGUUUCUCAGAUUUCUCCCUCUUUGGUCAAGUGCUAGCAACACUUGAUUCUCUUGGAAAGUCAGGGCUGGGAUCCCAGAAGUACCUCCAGGAGUCAGUGGCGAAAAGAAGUAUUUAUGUGGGGAAGGGAUUCUGCGUGGGAGAAGCUCUGGUAGAGACAGGGACACAGCAAGCACCUGGCACAUGAAGGCCAGCUUAGAAGCCAAGGGCCUCACAAAAAAUGCGAGGGCAGUGGUGGAGCAGGGGAGCCCACUGCUCCUCACUCCACACCUGGCACCUGCUCUGGGGUACGAGUAGAGUCCCUGCUUGAGCGGGCCUCUGGGUUCCUCUCGGUCAUCCAGGACAGGGCCUUCCACAGAUACGGUGGAGGAAGGCCCCUCCCAGCCCUCUCCAUCUCCCAGCUCCAAGUGCCUCAGUUCCUCCAUCUGCCCCCCAGGGCCCCUGGCCCUCCAGAAGACAUACCCUUGGGAAGGACCCUGGGAUAACAAGGGUGGGCUCCAAGAGCCCUUUGGCCAGCCUCUUGGGAUCUCGGCUCCCUCAGCCCAGGUGUCACGCUCUGUAGGAUGGCGAGUGUUGGGGGGAGGGAGGCAGACUACUCUGUGCCCCACGGGCACUGACCCAUCCUGCCAUAGGCUUCCUAAGGGAGCCCCAGCCCCCACCUACCCCCUCCCUGGUGCUGCUAUUGAACCCCAGCCAGAGCUCCAUCUCUGCCCUGGCAUGGGCCCAGCAGCUGGGCCACUUUCACCAACCCUCACUGCCCUGACCCCAGCCCAGGCCGCCCAGUAGCCACGUAGCAGAAGUCUGAAGCCAUGCCAGCCCUGGGGCGGCGCUCCCCUCUCAGCACUGGGGGCCCCAGAUGAGGUGGAGUUGGUGAGAAAAUUCUAGGAUGGUGUUAGCCACAGGACAGAGGGAAGUGGAGGAGCUGGGCUGCUUCUCCCACAGUAUUAGUGUCCCCUAGGGCAGGGGACCUUUCCCAUGUUACAGUACUGUCCCAUCCCUCCUCCUCGUGCCAGUCUGGCCUCUUUGCUUGGUUCUUUUGCUCCCAGGUGGGAAGCAAGCCAAGGGGUCUGCCUGAUAGAGGUAUUUUCUGUCUCUGUGGAAUCCCAAGACAGAAAGAACAUGUCCUCCUGCGUCUCCCCUGCACUGCCACCCACUGUUCCUCAUUUUGUGACAGACCGAGGAGGCUAUGGACCCAGCCAAAACACUUAGUCCCCACCUCCGCGCCUUUCGGCAAAGCAAAGCACAAAUCGUGGGGUCCACGCAGCGUGGUCAGGAGCCCAGCCACAGCAUCCACACCGUGCAGCUUCUCCCCGGGUGGAGAGUGGGCGUGAGGCAGGGCUCAGCCCGUGGCUGGAGGGAUGGGGCUUUCUGGGUCCCACAUUUGUGGGACAUUGGGCACUGAUGCUGGGCGAGAGACAUAGUUAGCAAAGGGAGGCCCAGCCCAGCUGGGAGAUGAGGACAUAUUCUUCUCCUUCGUGCCCCCAGCAUGAGCUGAGCCGCUUUGCUGAAAAUAAAAUAAACUUGGUAUUCAUCAUGCCAAGGCCUCCCCAGGUGUCAUCUCGCCUCUUGUUGCUCUCCCUGUCCUUGCAGUCUCCCCCUAUACCCGUGUCCCCUUGCAGAUUUUGGUAUUGUUCUAAUGUGCAGCAACCACCCAAGCCCCCUUUUACCAGAGGAUCUGAAAAGCAGCAGCACAGAAUCUGAACACAAGGCUGCAAAUGCAGCCAACUCAGGCCCAGCACACAUGCACACAGUGUGCACACACGCCCCUCACAGAUCCAAGCACUGGUGUGUGUGUGCAUGUGUGCACACUCAUGCCCAGAUGGGCGCUCAGCACAGACAGGCAGACAUGGCAGAGGAACUGGUAUAUCCCACUGGAAGCUUUUACGGACAAGCAGUGGUUUCCCCGUGCUCAGGCCUGAAAGAGACCCACGGGGGCCCUGGUCCUGAGCACGUGCCCCCUCCACCAGCUCCCCGGGUGCCCCAGUCACCUUCCAAGAACUUUUCUGCCAUCCUCAAGGCAGAAGAAUUGGGACUCAUGUCAGGUGGAUGCAGGAAGCCGACGGAGCCCUGCAGACUCUGGCGUUCCUCUCCUAGGAAGAGCGGGUGCUCCCAGGCCCCUAGGGAUCCAGGCAAAGACCUAACUGCCAACAGCAACCCUGUCCUGCCAAGGGGCAGGAGAGAUGCCCAGGAGGCCAGGCUCCAGGCCAUGCUGCUCUCACCAUUGCUGCUGCUCUUCUGACCCUGCUAUGAGGAAUGGGCUUGGUCAGGAAAAAUGGCUUUCCUUUUUUUUUGUACAAAUGGAAACAAAAUCCAGGAGAAGCUGCCACCCUCACCUCUGAGUGUGACUCGCUUCCUUUGCUUCAGUUCUUCGUCACCGUUUUCGUCUUUGGUCCUGGGGACAGCCCAGAAUUCUCCUGGUUCUGACCUAAGGGGUGUUUGGAUCACCUCCUUUUACUUGUAUAAAAUAAAAGAUGGAUUGAAAAAUGUACUGAGGAAGAAAAAUGUACUUUUUUAUAAAUAAAGUGUUUAACACAAA